Messenger RNA from Castor canadensis (American beaver), 879 nucleotides. NCBI's taxonomy places the organism in Eukaryota, Metazoa, Chordata, Mammalia, Rodentia, Castoridae. The record is from RefSeq and is a predicted model, not a curated record.
AUGAAAUCUUGCAAGUUGGGCUGCCAGCCGGCAGGCGCGCGCGCCGCAGCCCCGUGCGCGGGCGGGACCGAGUGCGCAGGCGCGUGCGCCGGGGCCGGCCGGCUGGAGAACGCGGCGCGCAGACGCCUGGCGGCCAACGCGCGUGAGCGCCGCCGCAUGCAGGGGCUGAACACGGCCUUCGACCGCUUGCGCCGCGUCGUGCCGCAGUGGGGCCAGGACAAAAAGCUGUCGAAGUACGAGACGCUGCAGAUGGCGCUGAGCUACAUCAUGGCCCUGACCCGCAUCCUGGCCGAGGCCGAGCGCUUCGGCUCGGAGCGGGACUGGGUCCAACUCCACUGUGAGCACCCUUACCUGCCGUUCGCGGGCGCGAAGCUGCCGGGCGAGGGCGAGCCCUACGGCCAGAGGCUCUUCGGCUUCCAGCCCGAGCCCUUCCCCUUGGCCAGCUAGGGCGCGCGGGGACAGCGGGACCCGGCCCCGGGGAGCCGCAGGGGGGUGGGAGGUCUUUGAAGAAAAUUAGCCAGCUUGCGGUUGCUUUCCCUUCGCAUCCUCGACCUAUGGACACCUGUGGACGCAAGACUUCGAUCGCCCCUCCCCUCCCUUUUCUGGAUUUGGUAGAUUUCAUUCACGAAUCUUGUGAAUGAGUCUGAUUGCUGUGUAAAUAAUGUCCGACCUUUUUCCGGGACUACUUAGAGGGAAAUCAAGCUUAAGAAAAUGUAAGCUUAGGCUGUACCGAAGUUUCAGUCCUCUGAACAAUAGCCACUUGUCCUGUUGGGGAGAAGUGACACUAUGCGUUACUGCGUGAGCACCCACAGCCACCUUGCGGUCGUGUAGAUGCGUUUCUGCUCAGCGUCAUGUGUGCAUGCGUCAGCUAGAGCUAGG